Molecule: messenger RNA, 1407 nt
Organism: Larimichthys crocea (large yellow croaker)
Lineage: Eukaryota; Metazoa; Chordata; Actinopteri; Sciaenidae
Gene: naxe
Product: NAD(P)HX epimerase
Exons: 7
Coding region: 137-991 (284 amino acids)
Cellular component (GO): mitochondrion
Molecular function (GO): NAD(P)HX epimerase activity
Source: RefSeq, a predicted model, not a curated record
UAACCCGGAGGUAGUUGCUGCUGUCGGGCUGCAGCUGGGUGUUGUUGUUGUUGUUGUUGCUUCUCUUCUUCCUUCAUUGUGUCAGUUUAUCACAGCUCUGUAAGUUUGUGUCACUGCAUCGCUUGGAUCCAUCUGGAUGUUGAGUGUCCGGGCGUUGUUUGGGAUCGGCUUCCUGGUGACGUCAAGGGCCGCGACAGUCCUCGCUCAGACAGGGACAUGUCCGCUGUCCGCUGCAGCCAACAACCACAAGAAGACUGAAUGUUUCAGUAGCAGGCCGGCAACCACCAUGGCACAGACCAUCAAAUAUCUCGGGCAGGAGGAGGCCCAGCACAUUGACGAGGAGCUCUUCAGUGAGUACGGCUUCAGUGUGGACCAGCUGAUGGAGCUGGCUGGACUCAGCUGUGCUACAGCCGUCACCAGGGCUUAUCCGAUUACUUCCCUGGUCAAAGCCAGACCGUCUCUGCUGGUGAUUUGUGGACCAGGUAACAAUGGAGGCGAUGGCCUGGUCUGUGCACGACAUCUUAAACUCUUCGGUUAUGAGCCGACCAUCCUCUACCCGAAGAGGCCGAACAAACCUCUGUUCAACAACCUGACCACACAGUGCCAGAAAAUGGAGAUCCCCUUCCUGACGGAGAUGCCCGAGGCUAAAGUUGUCGAUGAGGCGUACAACCUGGUGAUCGACGCCAUCUUUGGCUUCAGCUUCAAGGGCGCCGUACGGGAGCCUUUCGGGUCAAUUCUGAAUGUGCUGAAGAAGACGACAGUCCCCAUAGCCAGCAUCGACAUCCCCUCAGGUUGGGAUGUGGAGGAGGGCAGUGCAGAUGGACUGCAGCCCGACAUGCUCAUCUCCCUCACAGCUCCAAAGAAGUCCGCCUCCCUGUUCAGAGGACGAUACCACUUCCUCGGAGGUCGCUUUGUGCCGCCGGGCCUGGAGAGGAAGUACCAACUCAACCUGCCUCAGUAUCCUGGCACAGACUGUGUGCUACAACUGUAGAGGAUGUAGGUUUGAUGAGAGCGUGUCUUUAGAGGAAUAGUUCAACAUUUUGAGAAACGGUUAUCAUCUGCUUUUUUAAUCCAAAGAGAAGAUCGAUACCACCACUCUCAUGUUUGCCAAAAUUACAGAGCUGGUGUCUGGAAGUAAAUAGCCUAGCUCAGCAUAAAGGUGCCCACCAGCUCACAAAUGAACAAGCGAUAUGGUUUCGAUGUCACGAAUACGUAACACACAGCCAGUCUCAAGUAACCUUUGGAAAGAAAUUGGUACACACAUCUCUAAAUUUUGAACCAUUCCCUUAAAUCGUUGUGUGGAUGAGGGUGGGUGUGAUUUAAAGCCCGGCUUUGAGUUGUUAUGAUGGGGUUUUAUUAGCUCUCUGGAAGAUGCAUGAAAAUAAUAAUAAAAAAGGAUUAAUAAUU